Verticillium dahliae VdLs.17 is the source of this 1224-nucleotide messenger RNA. RefSeq names its product malonyl CoA-acyl carrier protein transacylase. Bases 1 to 1224 code for a protein of 407 amino acids. Gene Ontology annotation, cellular component: mitochondrion. The record is from RefSeq and is a predicted model, not a curated record. The transcript has 3 exons. Gene Ontology annotation, biological process: fatty acid biosynthetic process. Gene Ontology annotation, molecular function: [acyl-carrier-protein] S-malonyltransferase activity. NCBI's taxonomy places the organism in Eukaryota, Fungi, Ascomycota, Sordariomycetes, Glomerellales, Plectosphaerellaceae.
AUGACUGCUCUCAGGGUUCCUCUCACGAGCCGCCGCAUCGUGAAUGCCUCACGAGCUGCCUCGAGAACACCAACUACACCAGCGACUGCCGCAUCUGCCUCCCAACAUGUUGCCCGUAGAUAUGCCUCCACGGCCAAGAGGCCGCGGACGGCACUGUUCUUCCCAGGCCAAGGCGUUCAGAAAGUCGGCAUGAUGACCCCUUGGAUCGAGGCCUUCCCUGCGACCGCGAAACCCAUUGUCGAGGAGAUUGACCACUGCCUCGGCUACAAGCUCUCCGACGUCAUCCGCGACGGGCCUGGCAAGACCCUGACCAAGACAUCCAACGCCCAACCCGCCAUCAUGGCCACCUCUAUCCUUAUCCUGCGCAUCCUCGAGCGCGAGUUCGGCUUCGACACCCCUGCCCGCAUAGACGUCACCCUCGGCCACUCCCUCGGCGAGUUUGCCGCCCUCGUCGCCGGCGGCUACAUCACCUUUGACGACAGUCUCUCUCUCGUCCGUGCCCGCGCCCGCGCCAUGGAGGAUGCGACGCGCGCUGCCAUUGAACAGCACGGCGGCGAAUACGGCAUGGUCGCUGUCAUCACCGAGCCCGAGUACCUCGACAGCCUCGUCGCCGCCGUCGACCGCUUCGUGCGCCCCGGCGGUUCCCAGGGCAGCAAAGCCGAGUCCAACUACGACCUGCCGCCCUUCCAGCAGGUGUCCAUUGCCAAUGUCAAUUCCAAAAAAUCAAAUCGUCCUCAGCGGCGACGUGGCCCGCAUCAAGACCCUUGUCACUCACCUGCGGCAAGUUCCUCGGCCACGACGCCCGCGACGCCUGCGGUCGCCACCAUGCGCCGCCUGCUGUCCGGCAAGAGUCGGGUGCCCGGGCGCGAGGGCGACGACAUUGUCACCUUUCCUGGCCGGCUGCCGUGCGUCAGUAAUGUCAGCGCGAGGCCUUUCGAGAGCAAGGCCGAGCUGCAGGAUCUCCUGUCGAGGCAAUGCCUCGAGACGGUGCGCUGGUGGGAUAGCAUCAAGUACCUCGACCAGGAGGAGAAGGUCAGGAGGUGGGUCGGCAUCGGGCCCGGCCGCGUCGGCAGAAACCUCGUCGGCAAAGAAGUCGGCAUGAAGGGCCACGACACGGUCAAGGGUGGCGGCGUGUGGGCCAUCACCGACCCCAGCGAUAUCGAAGAGGUUCUCCGAGGGCUAGAGGAGACAGAGAGGGUGACGGAUGACGAGAUGAAUGCCUAA